Messenger RNA from Mustela lutreola (European mink), 2247 nucleotides. RefSeq names its product forkhead box I1 (gene FOXI1). The coding region runs from base 85 to 1221 and encodes 378 amino acids. Gene Ontology annotation, molecular function: DNA-binding transcription factor activity, RNA polymerase II-specific; RNA polymerase II cis-regulatory region sequence-specific DNA binding. The transcript has 2 exons. Gene Ontology annotation, biological process: cell differentiation; regulation of transcription by RNA polymerase II; anatomical structure morphogenesis. The record is from RefSeq and is a predicted model, not a curated record. Lineage: Eukaryota; Metazoa; Chordata; Mammalia; Carnivora; Mustelidae.
AGGCUGGGCCAGCCAAGCACCUGUCAGGGACAGCUCCCUGGUGCAGGUGCCAGACAGGUGGCUCCGGCCGAGCCCAACCCCAGCAUGAGCUCCUUCGACCUCCCAGCACCUUCCCCAGCUCGCUGCAGCCCCCAGUUCCCCAGCAUCGGCCAGGAGCCCCCCGAGAUGAGCCUUUACCAUGAGAACUUCUUCUACCCACAGGGCGUGCCCAGCCCUCAGCGCCCCCCCUCCUUUGAGGGGGGUGGCGAGUACGGGGCCACCCCCAACCCCUACCUCUGGCUCAAUGGGCCGGCCAUGACUCCACCGCCCUACCUGCCGGGCACCAACGCCAGCCCCUUCCUGCCCCAGGCCUACGGUGUGCAGAGGCAGCUGCUGCCCGGUAUGUCUGGGCUGGGGGGCGGCGACCUGGGCUGGCUGCCCAUCCCCUCGCAGGAGGAGCUGAUGAAGCUGGUGCGGCCCCCCUAUUCCUACUCGGCUCUCAUUGCCAUGGCCAUCCACGGGGCGCCCGACAAGCGCCUCACCCUCAGCCAGAUCUACCAGUACGUGGCCGACAACUUCCCCUUCUACAAUAAGAGCAAGGCCGGCUGGCAGAACUCCAUCCGCCACAACCUGUCUCUCAAUGACUGCUUCAAGAAGGUGCCCCGUGAUGAGGACGACCCAGGCAAAGGGAAUUACUGGACCCUGGACCCCAACUGUGAAAAGAUGUUCGAUAAUGGAAAUUUCCGCAGGAAGAGGAAGAGAAAAUCGGAUGUUUCCUCCAGCACGGGAUCCCUGGCCUCCGAGAAGACGGAGAACAGCCUCCUGACGGGCAGCCCCAAGACGGCAGAGGCCCAGGACAUCCUGGACAGUGCUUCACCGGGGACCACCGGCUCCCCAGAGAAGCCACCCUCCCCUCCCCCACCGGGCACCCCCUGCCUCAACAGCUUCCUCUCCACCAUGACCGCCUACGUGAGCGGGUCGAGCCCGGCGAGCCGCCCUGUGGCAACACCGGGACUGAGUCCUGAGCCCACGGACAAGAUGGGGCAGAACUUGCUGAACUUCAGCUCGUACACCCCACUCACCAACCUCAGCGGCCAUGGGGGCGGGGGCGAAUGGGCCAACCCCAUGCCUGCCAAUGCUCUCGGCUACGGAGGCUCUGUCCUCAACCAGUUCAGUCCCCAUUUCUACAACAGCAUCAACACGAACAGUGUCCUUUACCCCAGGGAGGGCACCGAGGUCUAGAACAGAGCAGCCCCCGAACCUGCUGGACACAUGGAGAAGAAAAGCAGUCGAGACCUCCCGUGCCAGCGUCAUUGCUGUCCAAGACCUCUGACCUGCCCGGACAGACACAGAAAGCUCAGGAAUUCGGCCUUUUUCUAGAACACAGUGUGGACCUUCUGUUUAUCUCACGUACACACACACACACACACACACACACACACCCGCCAACUCUGGAGCCUGGUAACAGUAAUCACGGGGACCAUCUGUGGAGUCUAAGCGCCACGUGCUGUCUUAGGCUCUUUAAAGGCGUAAUCACACUCAUAUUUACAGGCAUCCUGUGAGGGUCCAGUGAACCUCUUCGUUGAGCAGAUGAGGAAACCGAGGCUCCAGGAAGUUAAGUACCUUUCCCAGGAUCUCACACACUAGUAAGUGGCAGCGCCGUGGCUGGAGUCCAGGUCUCUAUGGGCCCCAAAGUCUGGGCCACAGAGGCAGGGAUGCGGCCAGUGGUGGAGCAGCUAGGGAAGGGCCCCGUGAAAGCGGCUUACGGCAAGCACCCCCUCUACCGUCUGGCUGCCCGUCAGAAUUCAGCCCUAGCCCCGGGCUCAUCUCGUCCAGCUCUAAGUCCUUAUUCCGUGGUUCCCAGCUUACCUGUAGAUACUCCCUUUGCUGCCACUCGAGGAGGGACGCCCAAGCCCCUGAAGGACGGUGUGUGCCCCCUCUCCCUCCGUGAGGGACACAGCUUCCCCUGCCCCAGAGCCCAUGAACGGGGCAGCGGGGAGGAACGGUGGGCCGCCUGCCCACGCCCCAGCCCUGUGUCCGCCUACAAGAUCGUGUAAAGCCCAGCUUCCUGCGUGCGCGUCAUGGACCAGUGAGCCGGAAGUGGCUGGCUCUUCCAAGAGAAACAAGGGUGCAUGAGUGCUUCCUUUUUUAUGGCCUGGGAGAGGUGCACGUCCGAGAAAACAAGGCCUCAAAGAAGGGGGCUGUGGCCCCCUGCACGGGGCCCCCCGCCUGUGCCCCUGAGACACUCUUUUUAUAUGUACUUUACAU